CCUGGAUGAGCCGCUGAAARGUCUUUACCGUCUCAGCGGAUCGAUUCUGUGUAACUCCAAGGAGAAGCGCUGCUGGGAAGUGGCCGAGCACACGGGUGGCACUGUCUCCUCGCCGUUCUGUCGCGAUGUCGCCGCCGUGUCCCCGCGGGGCUCUGUCCCUGCUCCUCCUGUUGCUCCUCCUGCCGCUGCUCUGCGCGGCCCCCGAUGUUUCAAGGGGAAAUAAGCUUAAGCUGAUGCUUCAGAAGCGAGAAGCCUCUGCYGCUGCGAAGCCUGAGGUGUCAGUGAAAGAAACAGUGGCCAAGGAGUUCCUGAGCAGCCUGAGACGCCAGAGGCGGCAGCUGUGGGACAGAAGCCAGCCCGACGUGCAGCAGUGGUACCAGCAGUUCCUGUACCUGGGCUUCGAUGAGCAGAAAUUUGAAGAUGACAUGUCUUACUGGACCAACCUGGGGCGUGCUCGUAAUGAAUACUAUGGUGGAUACUACCAGCACCACUACGAUGAGGAUUCUCCCAUUGGCCCACGGAAUCCACACUCCUUCAGGCACGGAGCAGGCGUCAACUACGACGAUUACUGAUGCCUUCUUUAAUCCCACUAUAGCUGGUGCCUGCAGGGCUGCACUGGGCGAGGCUGAGCCCUCCCGCAGUCAGAACGACCCCGCUUUCCUUCUAUUCAUGUCAAACAGCAAGAGUAAAGGAAGUGCCAGACUUUGAUGAAAGCAACAUGACUUUUGAAAACUAUCUUUUCUUAGUAGUGCACUACAUAUAAAGUGUAAUAGAAAUAAAGCUUUUUUGAUAAAAUAGCAGGCUGCCAUUAUUUAGCAGACUUCAUAACAGCAAGUUUAAUUUCAACUGUGGUACUACAGAUUCCUUUUUAAAGGGCUUUUCCAUUUGCUGUCCUACAAUCAAUUGCAAAAUUACAUUAUAUCAUCUACUUUGGCAUUAAGAAUACAUAAUAUAAGCCAGUACAUUUAAGAUGUGCCUGCCCAUUCACAUUUCUAUUAACUAAUAAAUCCAAUUAUUCUUGGGAGAAAAGAAAAAACGSAUUCCUGUGAGUUGGAGUGCUGUUGUGUUGCCUCCUCUGCUGUUUCCAUACCUACAGCGUGCAGCCCUCCAAGCCUGACACGGCACUUCUGCAGCUCCUGUUGGGUCAAGGACAGAUAUUCACAAAAGCUAAAUWCAGUGCAGAGGAACUUGCCUACCUACAAAGCCUGUGAAAGGAUUCUCCAGGGAACGGGCUCAAGGCAGGAACUUGAAUUCAGCAGUAAUUGCUGAGGCACAGAGCAUCCAACCUGAGCAGCCCCAACCCCUCCCAGGCACGAUAACCCCAAGGUUAUCUUURCUGAAUGCUCCCCUUUGUGUCCAUUCCACUUAGCGUCAAGCUUUCAGYUUAGCUCAAAAUAGGGAAUAAAACAACAAAGUAAGCUAUUUAAAAUUACAUUAGUGCCAGACAGCAUCCAAMACAAUGCCCUGACAUAAUAAUUUCCUGCUGCAAAAUUCCCUCUACCCCCAGUUCAGACUAGAACAUGCCCAUUAGGCCRAGCAUCAAAAUAUAUCAGAGACUGGACAUCUGUUAGCAAAACACAGUGGAUUAAAGGGGGAUUGUUGGUGGCAUCAUAUAUGUUAAGAAUCCCAAAAGACAACCAAUUUUUGUAUCACAGCAACAUCAGCUUAGGAGUGAGAUUUCAGCUGCCAGGGGCUUCAGGAGGAGCUGGGCAGAGGAGAGCACUGCUGGCACUUGACAAAUGUAGAGGACUGGGAAGGGGCAGGUGAGGAAGGCCAGCUACUCCACGACUUCUGGAACUGAAGAAUGAGGAUAAAGAGGGAUGAAAUGUGUUCCAUCAACUGCAGCAGUCAGAGAAGACAGCAUGGAUGCUUUAGCUGUCUCUCAUCUUAAGCCUACAAGAAAUUUCCAAAGCAUGGAUCAUGGUAACACCAUUCUUUACACUUAAUCUCUUUCUUAACUCUGCAUUUCCUAAUCUUCUGCUUAAAGGCCUCACUGUGUGAGGGACUGGUGUCUAGGAGAUGCAGCCCAGCGUUAUCCAGCUCCCUGCAGGAACACUUCCCAGAAGRCAGCUCUUUGCUGAGGGAGCCAARCYGAACAAACAU
Messenger RNA from Malurus melanocephalus (red-backed fairy wren), 2103 nucleotides. RefSeq names its product ECRG4 augurin precursor (gene ECRG4). NCBI's taxonomy places the organism in Eukaryota, Metazoa, Chordata, Aves, Passeriformes, Maluridae. The transcript is spliced from 5 exons. Gene Ontology annotation, biological process: cellular senescence; anaphase-promoting complex-dependent catabolic process; central nervous system development. The coding region runs from base 126 to 572 and encodes 148 amino acids. The record is from RefSeq and is a predicted model, not a curated record.